AUGGCAUCGUCGAGAGAUAAUUUGAAGGUUUACCUCCGACUUACUGAAAAGAAAUCCGUCUCUCAAAACCCUAAAUCAUCAAAGAAGCCAAAAACAUCAUCAGUUGAAGAGAACAUAGAUCAACAAGUAAAUAUUAGCCAAAAAUCAACAAUGAAACAACAAAGUAGUAGAAAACGCAAAGAGAUUUCAGACAAUGUUAAAAAACAAGAGGAAAAACAAAAAAGGAGAAGAAAGAAAGUGGUGAUAGAAUCUUCAGAAGAUACAUAUUCUGUUUCAAAUGAUGAAAAUACUAGUCGAGCUAUAGUUCUGCAUACUUCUGAACAACAAGUAAAUUCAGAUGAUGAUUUUGUUGAUCCACCACCAAGAGUGAAACAGACAAAAUAUCAAAAGAAGGAAAAGGCAGAAUCAAAACCAAAGAGAUCAUUGAGGAAAGAUAAAACAGAAGAACAACCAGAACAACAACCAUAUUAUGAUUACGACGGAAAAAAAAUCAACAUAAGAUGUGCAGCCAAUAAUCUAAAAGAUUAUAUUGAAAAUUUAUCAAAAGAGCAAAGGAAAGUUGUUAGAGAAAUAGGGUUUGAGAGCAUACUAUCAUUCAAGCUGCAUUCAGUUCCACGCAAAUUCGGAUAUUGGCUGGUAAAAAACUUUGAUGCUGAAAAUGAUGAGAUAAAUAUAGGAGAUGAAAAGAUUAAGAUUACAACUGAAUUGAUCCAAAAGAUUCUAUAUGCUUACAAAAAACAAGGAUUUGACGAUGAAGAAAACACUGAAGAGUUCUCUCUAGAUAAAAUUGACUCUACAACAUUACAGGAAUUUGAAGAUGAAUUGGAAAUUGCUGCGCAAAAUGAGGGGAGAGGUCUGGUAAUGUAUAAAAGAAAAAGGAAAAAAAUGUCAGAAAGAAUAAACAAAGAAAGAAAGAUGAGGAGGAUGAAUUUUAUGUUUAUCCAUCUGAAUCCGAGAAUGAAAACGAAGAAAUUUUUCAAGAUGAACCUGAAGAAAAAGAUGAAGACGAUGCUGAAGAACAACCAAACAUCAAUAUCAACUCAGAAGAAGAUAGAAGAUGGAAACACCUUACUUAAAGCUGCAACAGACUGGAUUGAACAAGAGGAUCAAGAGGAUGUUCAAAACAGUCACUUAAAACCAAUGAAACUGAGAAACACAAACAGAAAGUGGAGGAUCAUGGGGGGCAAUUCUUCAUAA
Molecule: messenger RNA, 1197 nt
Organism: Helianthus annuus (common sunflower)
Lineage: Eukaryota; Viridiplantae; Streptophyta; Magnoliopsida; Asterales; Asteraceae
Exons: 4
Coding region: 1-1197 (398 amino acids)
Source: RefSeq, a predicted model, not a curated record